This is a messenger RNA of Cydia pomonella (codling moth), 1874 nucleotides long. RefSeq names its product 7-methylguanosine phosphate-specific 5'-nucleotidase (gene cN-IIIB). The transcript has 8 exons. NCBI's taxonomy places the organism in Eukaryota, Metazoa, Arthropoda, Insecta, Lepidoptera, Tortricidae. The record is from RefSeq and is a predicted model, not a curated record. Gene Ontology annotation, cellular component: cytoplasm. Bases 693 to 1574 code for a protein of 293 amino acids. Gene Ontology annotation, molecular function: 5'-nucleotidase activity; magnesium ion binding.
AUUGUGUGUGAUUUUUUUUGAUGUUGAGUUUUCGCGGUAAGGCUUCUGUUCGACCGUGUGUAAAGUGGUCCGCCGUAUAAUAUGUAAUAAAUUAUAGCUGUGAAAGCGAGAAAGAGAUAUUUUGACGGGCAUAGGUCAGAUAAUCUUUUCUAUUACCGUAUAUUUUCCAUUUUUUAUGCAUUUUUUGUUUUUCUUUUUUUAAUUUAACAGUAUUGUGUGUUUUAAUAGUGGGGCCACUUUUACGCUGAUAUUUUGUUUGACGUUAGUCUUCUAAUUUUGACCGAGAAGGUCGCUAUCCUGUACGCACGUCUGUUGUAGCUUUUUACGGCUGUUUGCUGUUGUCUGUUGGCAACAGACCAUAGAGUAGAGUUGUCAACUUGUCAUUGUGACUUUCACUUCACUUGUCAGUGCUGAAUACGGUGUCAACCGUGUACUUGAUUCAGCUAUUUAUUUUCUCUAAUUAUUGUAUUCGUCAUUUUUUAAAUAAAAGUGCAGUUAAUUUUUGUAAACAUUAGACGAUAUAUUUUACUUAAAGUUUUUAGUGCUUACAAUAGCAUUUUAAGGCGGGUGCCACGCAGAGUCAUACGCGCGAGGCAAUUUCCUAGCUCACGAACAGGCUAGUGUAGACGUGCUUCGGUCGAGCGCGCGCUUUUUCCUCGCCUGAGCGCGCCGCCUCAACUGAGUUUUCAAACAUGAAGCUACUGGAUAUAGUUGACAUCCCAGAGUUGACGCGGUCAAAUGUACAUAUUAGCAACAAACCUCUGCUAAUUGAGAAGAUCAACAAACUUAUCAGUGGUGGGCACAGGAAGCUGCAGAUUGUAACCGAUUUUGACCACACUCUCACCCGACACAAGAUGGACGAUGGGACCGUUGUGCUCACCAGCUUUGGUAUGUUUCGGGAAUGCCCGUCUAUUCCGCAACACUAUAAGGAUGAAGAUACACGGCUUUCAGGCAUUUAUAAACCUAUCGAAGCCGAUCCCCACAUGACGGUAGAAGAAAAGAUUAAGCAUAUGAUUGAUUGGUACCAUGCGGCUCAUGACAUACUCAAAGGAGUCAAGUUGCCGCGAAACGAGCUGGUCGAAAGCGGGAUUAAAAUGAGAAAUUGCUUCAGGCUAGGAGUACAGAAGAUGCUGGCGUGGAGCUCGGAGCGCGAGGUGCCGGUGCUGGUGUUCUCGGCCGGACUCGGCGAGAGCGUCGUGGCCGCGCUGCAGGCCUCGCGGCUGCUGCUGCCCAACGUCAAGGUGGUGUCAAAUUUCCUCGCGACAGACGAGCACGACGCCAUAAUUGGCAUAAAGGGUGAAGUUAUUCACACGUACAACAAGAACGAGACCGCGAUCAAGGGCACCGAUUACUAUGACCUGGUGAAAGAGAGAGACAACGUCAUCCUGAUGGGGGAUAACAUCGGCGACGCCGGUAUGGCGGAAGGCAUGGACCACUGUGACACAGUCAUCAAGGUCGGCUUCCUCGGCCACGGCGCCGACAACCUGCCCAACUACCUCAAACACUUCGACAUCGUGCUGGUCGACGAGCACUCGGUCGAUCUAGUCAACGCCAUUUUGAAACACGUGCUGUGAUUUUAUUAUUUUGUCGAGUAACUAGGAAAUGUAAUGCUGUAUUCUUAUUAACAAAGUAGGUUUUUUUUGUUAAAAAAGCAUUCCCUAGUCGAAAUAGAUUAUUGUUAAAUAUUUUUUUCGUGAGUUUUUUGCGGUUACUCCCGUGUGUUCUCCAUUUGUUAUAUUGACAUUAAUUACCAUUGUAUUAGAACAAACGGGAUUUUUAUUUUGUUUUUGUUAAAAAUAUGUAAGAGAUAUUUUAUUAUCAAUUGUUUGUGUACAAAUGUUGUUCCUCAUUAUAUUAAAAACAUUUCGUGUUUA